Molecule: messenger RNA, 7080 nt
Organism: Penicillium psychrosexuale
Lineage: Eukaryota; Fungi; Ascomycota; Eurotiomycetes; Eurotiales; Aspergillaceae
Gene: ags3
Product: alpha-1,3-glucan synthase Ags3
Exons: 5
Coding region: 1-7080 (2359 amino acids)
Biological process (GO): fungal-type cell wall (1->3)-alpha-glucan biosynthetic process
Cellular component (GO): fungal-type cell wall
Molecular function (GO): alpha-1,3-glucan synthase activity
Source: RefSeq, a predicted model, not a curated record
AUGCAGCGCUCAGCUUUCCUCAUACUGUCGUUUUUGAGCGUCUUUGCCUUUGCCUGGCCCUACGAUAAACCACUCGCUAAAUACAAUCUCAACGAAAACAAAUCCGCCGAAAGCCCCAUCGAUUAUUGGGGAGCAUGGCCGGACCAUGAUUAUCACCCGUCGCCAGAUAACUGGCGCAUGCCUACAUAUACAAUCUUUUUGGACCGUAUAGCCAACGGCGACCCGACCAAUGACGAUAUCAACGGGACCGCCUUUGAGCAUGUGGUCAACUCCAAUCAGAUGCGCCAUGGAGGUGAUUUGGAGGGGUUGAUAGAUACGUUGGACUACAUCCAGGGAAUGGGAUUCAAGGUCAUCUACUUCGCCGGAACGUACUUGAUGAACUUGCCCUGGGCCUACGAUGGGUACUCGCCGGUCGAUACCACCCUCCUUGACAUGCAUUAUGGAACACUGGAUGACUGGAGGCGGGCCGUGGAGGAGAUUCACAAACGGGAGAUGUAUGUCUUGGUGGAUAACACACUGGCAACAAUGAGCAACCUCAUCGGAUUCAAAGGCCAUCUGAACGAUUCCGCCGAUUUCAAAGCAUCUGAAUAUGAAGUCCAAUGGGUAACCGACCGAGAAUAUGCCGAUUUCAAAUUCGGUAACGACUAUAACGAAUCUUGCAGCUAUCCCAAGUUCUGGGAUGAGACUGGAUAUCCAUUAACCACCUCGGGCGUCCAAAAUUUGAAGGGUUGCUAUAACAGCGAUUUCGAUCAAUACGGAGAGCUUGAGGCAUUCGGUAAUUUCCCCGACUGGCAGCGUCAACUUACCAAGUUCGCCUCUGUGCAGGAUCGUCUACGUGAAUGGCACAAGCCGGUCCGCGAUGUGAUCACUCAACAUUCCUGCCUCCAAAUCGCGAGUCUAGAUAUCGACGGUUUCCGCUUCGAUAAGUCUGUGCAAUCGACCCUCGAGCCCCUGAGUGAGAUGAUGGCCGUCUACCGUGAAUGCGCGCAGGCACUCGGCAAGAAAAAUUUCUUCCUCCCCGGCGAGAUCACUUCCGGCGACAGCUUUGGCAGUCUCUACCUCGGCCGCGGCCGCCAACCAAAUCAGCGCACGGCCAAUGCAGGCGCGGGCAUCAAGAUCACGAACAGCUCCGACGGGGCUUUCCUGAGAGACGACGGGCUGCAAGCUUUGGAUGCCUCCGCAUUUCACUAUACCAUUUACCGUUCGAUGACCCGUUUCCUAGGCAUGGACGGUAACCUGGUUGCUGGCUUUGAUUUGCCUACCGAUUUCAUCGAAGCCUGGAAUGAGAUGCUUAUCACUAACGAUUUCCUCAACGCAUUCACAGGAGAAGUGGAUCCGAGGCAUAUGUAUGGUGUCUCGAACCAGGAUAAUUUCCGCUGGCCAGCUCUCCAAAAUGGCACAGAUAAGUACCUCCUGGGUUUGUACAUCAUCACAUUGGAGCUGCCUGGAAUCCCUCUCAUCUUGUGGGGAGAAGAGCAGGAGAUGUACGUGUUUGACGCUACCGCAGCGAACUAUAUGUUCGGUCGGCAACCCAUGACGUACCAAACCGCGUGGUGGACACAAGGCUGCUUCAACUUGAACACCUCAAAGUUCUACGAUUUCCCCAUCGAAAAGGGUCGCGAUGGCUGCAAUGAUAUCACUGUCACGUACGACCAGCGGAAUCCCGCCCAUCCACUGCGUAACAUCAUGAAGCGCAUGUUCGAGAUCCGUGCGCAUUACCCGGUCGCCAUGGAUGGCUUGUACCUCGAAACACUCUCCGAACUGACAGAAGACAUCUACCUUCCUGGUUCUUCUACCACCCCCACGGUCACUGGCCUUUGGUCUGUCCUGCGAAGCUAUUUCCCUGCGGUACAAACAGACGCGAUCCUGGCCAACGAAACUCUAUGGCUUGUGUAUCAGAAUGGAAACUCAACCGUCACAUACGGGGGCAACUGCAGCGAUAAGAAUACGUCCUUAUUGGCUCCAUUCGACUCAGGGACAAAAUUGAAGAACCUCUUUUAUCCUUACGAUGAGCUCACCUUGCAGGAUGGCCCCGCCAAGGCAGACAACGUCAACCUCUAUGGAUGCGUCAGGAAAAUGGAGCUGCUUCCAUGGGAAUACCGGGCCUAUGUCAAGAGCUCCAACUUCGUCGAACCCGGCCCUACCGUCACCGAUUUCUAUCCCGGACAUGAUACUCGGUUGCUAUCUUCAGAAGACACGGGCGAAACCCUGCCCAUUCAGCUUGGAUAUUCCAAGGCAAUGGACUGUAGCAGCAUCACAGAAGCCAUUUAUCUAAAUUCUACAACAGAGAAAAACAUCACCGCCGUGCUUGAUACGGAUAGUGUCAAGUGCGCCAAUAUCUCUGCCAGGACCACCAGCCAUAACUUCACCGGCGAAAUCCCGACUGUUUGGACAUGGUCUGCAAACCUGAAGAACGUCCACCACGGAAUCCACCAACUGACUGUCCAAAAUGUUUCCACUUCCGGAGUUUACACCAAUGCGACCGACAAAUUCUUGAUCCGCCUCGGCGCUUCUGACAAUCCCCUGAUUUCUCCGCUUGCCAAUUACUCUACCAGCCUAGUGCAAAAGUCCAACGAUGACCUUUACAUCCAGCACAGAGCUGCCGGUGCGGACAUGUUCCGAUAUACGGCUGAUUUCGGCCUGAGCUGGACCGAUUGGACGACUUAUUCAGGUGGCAACACGACUAUUACCAUCCCAGCCUUCACAGGUACGGACGCCCAGAAGUGGGAGGGAACUCAUAUCCGGGUGCAGUACUUUUCGAGGCUCACUGGAAGCAGCGAUUACCUCCAGGAAGGUGAUUAUGCGAGCACCACAGUCCGAAGAUUCCCGCACAUUUGGUUCAACGGCCCAUAUAACCAAUAUGGCUAUGAUGCAGGAAUGGACAGCAAGAUGAAGUUCGAUUCCAAAACGUCUCGUUGGAUCUACGACUUCGUCUACGAAUGGCCAGCUGUGGGUCAGCUGAACGUUUGGGGCCAGGACAAGGAGGGCACUCCUGAUAAUACCGAGGUCUACGGUGACGUCGGCAACUCGUCUUCAGUUCAAAAGCUUCCACCGUCCUACCUCGCAUCCAACGUCAUCAACAUCACCAUUCUGCCACCGUUCCCGCAUCUUGGCUGGACCAUCUCCCUCAACGAUGGCAACCUAAGGUACGAACUGAUUCCCGUUGGAUCUGGAUGGGCCCAGUUGGUCCUCUUUAUUCUUUUCUGGGUUAUUCCGCUUGUUAUGGGCUGCGCCGGUGUUUUCAUCUUCAUCGGAAACUUCUACCGGGUCAAACUCAACCUGAAUGGCAAUGCCAUCAAGACCGAGAAGUUCCCGGUGGUGCUUUGGCGCAGAAUGAAGGGAACGUUUUCCAAAGAUAAUGUCGAGGAGAUCAAUAUGGCAGAAAAGGCCCCGCCAACAAUCAUGGGAAUGGCAGGCGCGAGCGAUCAACGACGCACUGUAUUGAUUGCCACUAUGGAGUAUGACAUUCAAGACUGGAAGAUCAAAGUCAAGAUUGGUGGCCUGGGAGUGAUGGCGCAGCUCAUGUCCCAAAAUCUAAAGCACCAGAAUCUCAUCUGGGUGGUCCCGUGUGUCGGCGAUAUUGACUACCCUGAGGAUACGCCUGUUGAACCUUUCGUGGUGACGAUCCUAGAUCAUCCCUACUCAGUCAAGGUCCAGUAUCACGUUGUCGAUAACAUCACCUAUGUCCUACUCGAUGCUCCGGUUUUCCGCCAGCAGACCAAGGCCGAGCCAUACCCUCCACGUAUGGAUGACCUUGACAGUGCAAUUUACUAUUCGGCCUGGAAUCAAUGUAUUGCAGAGGUAAUGCGGCGAACACCCUCGAUUGAUCUCUAUCACAUCAACGACUUCCACGGCUGCGUGGCACCGCUUUACCUGCUCCCGUCGCGAACUAUUCCAGUCUGUUUGUCUCUGCACAAUGCCGAGUUCCAAGGUCUUUGGGCUCUGAGGACCGCACAAGAGAAGAAAGAAGUCUGUGCUGUGUUCAAUCUCCCAGUAGAAGUGGCCACAAAAUACUGUCAGUUUGGCAGCGUUUUCAACCUGCUUCACACCGGUGCUAGCUAUUUGCGAUUCCAUCAACGCGGCUUUGGCGCAGUCGGUGUGUCCGAGAAAUACGGAAAGCGCUCAUGGGCCCGUUACCCAAUCUUCUGGAGUCUCGGCAAGAUUGGCAGUCUUCCCAAUCCAGAUCCCUCCGACACAGCCGCCCUGAAGAAAGACCCCGAUGUGCAAGUUACGGUUCAGUCUGCUGACGAGCACGCCAAUGACAAAACCCAGGCACAGAAGUGGGCUGGUCUGGACGAGGAUCCCAGCGCUGACUUGCUAGUAUUCGUCGGAAGAUGGUCUAAGCAGAAGGGAGUCGACUUGAUUGCGGAUGUUAUGCCAGCUGUCCUGUCUGCUAGACCUAAUGUCCAGCUGAUCUGCAUUGGUCCUAUUAUUGAUCUUUAUGUUCACAGUCCUCCCCCCUUCGUGUUCUCUGGUGCCGACUUCGCCCUGAUCCCGUCUCGCGACGAGCCCUUCGGAUUGAUUGCCGUUGAGUUUGGUCGUAAGGGUGCACUUGGAAUUGGUUCUCGCAUUGGUGGUUUAGGCCAGAUGCCUGGUUGGUGGUACACUGUGGAAUCCGACUCAGCCCGCCAUCUCUUGCACCAGUUGAGGACCGCCAUCAAGUCCGCUUUGGACUCAACACCGGAGACCCGAAAAGAGAUGCGCGAAAACUCUGCCAAGCAGCGAUUCCCCGUUCUCGAGUGGGUUCAGAAGCUCGAGGUCUUACAGCGGACAUCUAUUCAGAUCCAUCACCAAAAGAAUCAACUCACUGUUGCAGGCACGGCACGAGACACUCAGAUCUUCUGGGAGACGCCAGCGUUGCGAGACUCUGCACUGGUCACCCGCCCUUCAUCAUUCCAGUCAGCGACGGCUUUGGAUACGCCACCACUUGGCAGAGCACCACAGCCUUUCCAGCCUUCCCUUCUGCAGCUCCAGGCUGUUGAAGCUCAAGAAAUGCAAGUGGCUGAAAGCAACAGAGGUAGCAUGCUGGGUCGAAACCUGUCCCUUGGUCGACGAUCUGGACCAGGACAUGGCAGAAAGCGUCUCUUCAGGAAGUCGCAGCGUGGGAGUCAGUUCACCGAGCCCGCCGACGGUGAUACCACGGACGCCGACGAUGAUGGUACUGCCACACCACAGGAGAAACUCAUUUCUCAAGAAGAGGCCAUGGCAGCAGUUAAUUCACCUAUGGAGUUCGGCGCGCACCCCAGACACAGCAAUCAGUCUGGCGAGUCAAUCUCGUCGACCUCAGAGUCAAUGCGUUUCAUGUCGAGGGACCCCUCUCCAGUGAGACUGACUAGGGAUCUUUCUGAUUCGGCUGUACCCUUCGCUCACGCUCCGAAUAUGUCUGUCCUCUCCUUGCCUUCUGUUGUUAAUGACCAUGAUCAACCCAAUUUCCAUCUGCAAAAGGUCGACCCGACCUUUACGGACAGCAUGGGCUACUUCACGCGGCACUUUGAACAGCAGCUCACCAACCUCAACAAGAAAAACUCAAUUUCAGAUUAUUGUAUUGAGCUUUAUCUCAUGAAGAGUGAGCGGAAGUUCUUCUACAUGUACAGCGAUGCGCAGUUGAAGAAGCAGCCCAAAGAGCGACCCGUGACUGGAAGUGGCUCGGACAAGACUGACGAGCCUGCCCCGCCGUACAGCCUCGUCACAGAGGGUCACGAAGAGUCGAAUGAGAACAAUACAGAUGAAAUUGAUCUGUGGCUCUCUCGUCUGGGAUACAAGAGACCCAUUGCCAUCCAGCGCUUCAUGAGAUGGCGUGUCGGAAACUGGCCUGUCUAUGCUCUAUUCUUGGGUCUCGGACAGAUUAUCGCCACGAACUCUGCGCAGAUCACCCUGUUGGCUGGCCAGAUUGGUGAGACGGCAGUCAAGCUCUACGUGAUCGCGGCAAUCUACUGUGUCUCUUCCAUUGCCUGGUGGUUCCUCUUCUACCGCUUCCCGUCUGUGAUAGUCCUCUCUCUCCCCUGGUUCAUCUACUGCAUGGCAUUCAUCACCAUUGGCGUUUCUCCGUUCGCUCUCUCGGACCUCGGUCAAGCGUGGGCUCAGAAUGUCGCCGCAGGUACUUAUGCCGCAGCAUCUUCCAGUGGUUCCUUGUUCUUUGCUCUCAACUUUGGUGACCAAGGUGCCGUCCCUGUGAAGGAUUGGAUGUUCCGCGCCAGUAUGAUCCAAGGAAUCUCACAGCUCUACACUGUUGCCCUGUGGUACUGGAGUUCCAGAGUCACUUCAGCGGAAGUUGGAGGUGUUUCCACGGUUGCCUUGAAUUCCUGGAGACUCUCGGCUGUGGUGAUGCCCAUUGCCGCGGUUUGUUUCAUCAUCGGUAUGCUCCUUGCCCUUGGCUUGCCCAAGUACUAUCGCCAAGCACCCGGAAAGAUCCUCUUCUUCUACACCUCCCUCUUCCGCCGCCGAAUCGUCCUCUGGUUCUUCUUCAUGGUCAUCGUCCAGAACUGGUUCCUUUCCGCCGCGUUCGGUCGAAACUGGUCAUUCCUCUGGUCCUCUCAGCACACCAAACCAUGGUACAUUGUCCUCCUGGUCCUGUUUUUCUUUAUCAUCCUCUGGAUCGCUGUGAUGCUCCUCUUCCGCUUCUUAUCCAAGGAGCACAGUUGGAUCUUACCCGUCUUCGGCCUGAGUAUCGGUGCACCACGAUGGGCGCAAACAUGGUGGGGAACAUCCAACAUCGGCCACUACCUUCCAUGGGCUGGAGGUUUAACUUCCGGCGCCAUCGCAUCCCGGUGUGUUUGGCUCUGGCUCGGCGUUCUCGACGAGAUCCAACAAGUCGGAUUGGGAAUGAUUCUCCUGCAGACUCUGACACGAGUACACGUCGUUUUCGUCCUAUUGGCCGCGCAAUCUCUUGGAUCCAUCGCCACAAUUUGUGCUCGUGGAUUCGCGCCAAACAAGGUCGGCCCAGCAAGCAUCUCCCCCGCUGUUGGAUCGUCGCUGGACACAGUUGCCAAUGCGUGGUUCUGGAUUGCCCUUUUCUUCCAGCUUCUUGCUAGCUUUGGUUUCCUUCUCUUUUACCGCCGUGAACAGCUCAAUCGGCCAUAG